CAUUUUUUCCUGCCUUUCCACUGAUUUCCUUUUUAUUGUUGUUACUAGUUACUUAUUGAUAUUAUUGAUACUAUGAUGGUGGUGACUGUGAUGAUGUGUUGCUGAUGGUGGUGAUUUUAAAAAAAAGAAAUGACUGCUGAUUUUUAACCGGAUGAAAAUGGAGUUUUUCUGAGUGGUCCUAUCUGACUCUGGGUUUUUAACCCUUUGGGUGUGAAAAAUACAACAAGGUUUUUAAAAACGCAUUUUUUUAAAAAAAGAAAGUGGAUUGAUCACGUUAACUCUUUUUUUCCCUCCCUUUCUGAUCGCCUGGCUGCCAAGAAUGGAACCCGAUUUCUCUCCAGAACUUGUUUGAAUAUUUCAGGAAGUUCCUACACUUUUUAUUAUUAUUAUUAUUUUUAAUUUUUUAUUUUUAACAUUUUAUUUCUGUGCAAUUUUUCAACUGUUGCUGCAAUGUGUCUGUGGUGCUGAUCGCUCCCUCGCAGCGACAGCCUUUUCCCCAACAGACCCCUCCUCCCCCUGGUUUCCCCCUCACCUCUCGUGCCCUUCAGUUCCCACCCUGGUCUUUUCUUCCACACCGCCCCACCCUUGCAAUCACCGCCAUGGACGCCCAGGCUGGAAUAGCAGAGGCAGCUACCGGUGGAGCCUCACAUGGAGCAGAAACAAGCCCAUCUGGGCUGAUGGUCUGCAUCUCUGCUGUCUAUGCAAGCCAUGGCCAGCAACGUUACCAACAAGACGGAUCCUCGAUCCCUGAAUUCUCGGGUCUUCAUUGGGAACCUCAACACCCUGGUGGUGAAGAAGUCAGAUGUGGAGGCCAUCUUCUCCAAGUACGGCAAGAUAGUUGGCUGCUCCGUGCACAAGGGCUUUGCCUUUGUGCAAUACGUGAACGAGCGCAAUGCUCGGGCUGCUGUGGCAGGAGAAGAUGGCAGAAUGAUUGCAGGCCAGGUCCUAGAUAUCAACCUGGCUGCUGAGCCGAAGUUGAACCGGGGCAAAACUGGGGUGAAGAGAUCGGCCACAGAGAUGUACGGGUCAGUAGCCGCACCACCUUCUCCGUCCCCUCUAGUCAGGUCAUCUUUUGAACUGGAUUAUGACUUUCAGCGAGACUAUUAUGACAGGAUGUACAGCUACCAGGCCCGGGUGCCGCCUCCGCCUCCCAUCGCCAGGGCCGUGGUCCCCUCCAAGCGGCAACGGGUCUCGGGAAACACCUCCCGCCGAGGGAAGAGCGGGUUCAACUCAAAGAGCGGGCAGCGCGGGUCGUCCUCCAAGUCUGGGAAGUUGAAAGGGGAUGACCUGCAGACAAUUAAGAAGGAGCUGACCCAGAUUAAGCAGAAAGUGGAUUCCCUGCUGGAAAGCCUGGAGAAGAUAGAGAAAGAUCAAAAACUGAAGAAUGACAAGUCAGAGGAGGAGCAGAGCAGCAGCUCUGCCAAGAAAGAAGAGAGCAACGUCAAGAUGGAAUCCGAAGCAGGGGCGGACGACUCCGCUGAGGAAGGGGACCUGCUGGACGACGACGAUAACGAAGACCGGGGAGACGACCAGCUGGAGUCCAUUAAGGGGGACGACAAGGAGCCCGAAGAAGGUGAAGACGACAGAGACAGCGCCAACGGUGAAGACGACUCCUAAGAGCCCCACACACCGCUCCUCUCCUCCUCCUCCUCCCUGGCAAAAAACACAGCGUUCUUCUGAUAUUGAGCCUCUCACCAGCCCCUUGCCGGCUGCCGCCACCUCCUCAUGACCCUCCUUCCUUCCUUUUUCCGCCCUGUGUGUUCAUGACGUGGUGUCUUCUGUUGCAUCUCUCCUUCCCCUGGCCCAUGUCCCUCUGGCCCUUUCUGCCCAGUAGUUCGGUUCAGUCCCCUGUAAUUUCUCCUCUUUUAAUUUUGAUACCUCUUUAUUGACUUAACAAUUAAAAAUGACGUAUUGUUUUUAGAA
Anolis carolinensis (green anole) is the source of this 1923-nucleotide messenger RNA. RefSeq names its product heterogeneous nuclear ribonucleoprotein C (gene hnrnpc). The transcript has 8 exons. The record is from RefSeq and is a predicted model, not a curated record. The coding region runs from base 700 to 1617 and encodes 305 amino acids. Gene Ontology annotation, cellular component: nucleus. Gene Ontology annotation, molecular function: RNA binding. NCBI's taxonomy places the organism in Eukaryota, Metazoa, Chordata, Lepidosauria, Squamata, Anolidae.